AUGCAGGAUUUCUGCUACGAGAAAUCAAAGACUUCUGAUUUUACUCAAGAACUUUUAGAUAAACAGUUUCAACUCGACAAGAGAAGAGAACUAUUUAAGACAGUUGAGAAUGCCAUUACUGGACUAGGUCUUGAAAAAAUUUGGGACGUAAAGCCAUUGGUUAAUGGCAAAUAUAUUAUCAGCGUUUUGCAGCUUAAAUCAGGAGGACCUCUUGUUCGGGAAUGGCAACAAAAAUUGCUAGCUUGGCAACUUGCCCAUCCCACAGGAACUGCAGAAGAAUGCCUUGAUUGGAUGAAUGAAACGCAUUUAAAGCGCACCAAAAUGGCGUAAACAUCAAUCUAAUUCAAUCUCUAUUUAAUAUAAGACCUCAUCUAAUCUGACUGGAAGUUGCUUUUGCACGUUCCCCUGAGUUCCCAUGAACAUUCAUGUAGCUUUGGGUAAUAGACUGAUGGAGAA
Jatropha curcas is the source of this 456-nucleotide messenger RNA. The record is from RefSeq and is a predicted model, not a curated record. NCBI's taxonomy places the organism in Eukaryota, Viridiplantae, Streptophyta, Magnoliopsida, Malpighiales, Euphorbiaceae.